AUGCAAGAUCGCAUCUAUCUAUCUAUCUAUCUAUCUCUCAUGGAUAUUAGAUCAGGGAUAUUAGAUAAGUCUUUUUUGAUUUUUAUAUACUCGGUGAUUUAUGCAAGAUCGCAUCUACCUCUCUAUCUAUCUAUCUAUCUAUCUAUCUAUCUAUCCAUCUGUUUGUCUAUCGCAUCUAUCUAUCUAUCUAUCUAUCUAUCUAUCUAUCUAUCUAUCUAUCUAUCUAUCAUUCAUCUGUUUGUCUGUCAUCAGUCCAUUUUCUAUCUAUCUAUCUAUCUAUCUAUCUAUCUAUCUAUCUAUCUGUUUGUCUGUCACCAGUCCAUUUUCUAUCUAUCUAUCUAUCUAUCUAUCUAUCUAUCUAUCUUGGAUAUUAGAUCAGGGAUAUUAGAUAAAUCGCAUCUAUCUAUCUAUCUAUCUAUCUAUCUAUCUAUCUAUCUAUCUAUCUAUCUAUCUAUCUAUCUGUUUGUCUGUCAUCAGUCCAUUUUCUAUCUAUCUAUCUAUCUAUCUAUCUAUCUAUCUAUCUAUCUAUCUAUCAUGGAUAUUAGAUCAGGGAUAUUAGAUAAGUCUUUUUGGAUUUUUAUAUACUCGGUGAUUUAUGCAAGAUCGCAUCUAUCUAUCUAUCUAUCUAUCUAUCUAUCUAUCUAUCUAUCUAUCUAUCUAUCUAUCUAUUUAGUAGUAUCCAUGAAUUAA
Messenger RNA from Acanthosepion pharaonis, 690 nucleotides. NCBI's taxonomy places the organism in Eukaryota, Metazoa, Mollusca, Cephalopoda, Sepiida, Sepiidae. The record is from the annotation of a GenBank genome assembly.